UACGCAGCAGCACCUCUGUUUUUCUUCUCUUUCAGGAGUGACGCAGACGCUGCAUGAUUGUCUGUAGUUACCACUAGCUACGGUUGUUGCUGUUGCCUGGGCCGUGGCUGUCGAAUCCCCGCUGUCAAAUAGGCUAGCGAAGCUACCUUUGUCAUGAUUAUUGCAGCAACCUCUCUCCUGAAAAUAUAGCAAACAUAUUUUGAAAGAUACCUUGAAUUAGCAUCAGAGACGCUGGGCGAAGAGUAGAAGAGUGAGAUGAAAUGACAACGUCAACAUUACAGGUAGAAAAACAUUAGCUAGCUAGCUAACGUUAACUAGCUAACGUAGCUUGCUAACUUGUGUCAACAAAAUCUAUCUGACGUUAUCACCAUUAGUUUACGAGCUACACUAUUAUACAUUCUGUUUAAUAGUUACCAGUCAACUUUUUAUUGAACUGAAUACUGUAGCUACAACAAUAACACCACAUUUUCCACUGUUGUUUGUUUGAACAUUGGCACAAAUAACUGUUACGAGGCCAUGUAUCUAUCUUGUAAUGGAAUGUCUUGCAAACAAAAUAGUUUGCUGGUCAAGUCUAGUUAGUAUUAGUAGUUAUUAGUAAGUCUGUAAAUGUCAGCUAUAAUCUGUUACAGUAUAUGGAUUCCAACCUUAAAGGUAAAUCUACAGUUUAUUUGUUUGGUUUGAUCCAUGGUCUGAACCUGGACUCCCCUAUUUUUUUAUCGUUCAUCCCUUCCUCUCUUCCCUCACACAGAAAGCGAUUGAUCUUGUGACCAAAGCCACAGAGGAGGACAAGAACAAGAACUAUGAGGAGGCCUUGCGCCUUUACCAGCAUGCAGUGGAGUACUUCCUGCAUGCUAUCAAGUGUGAGAGUGAAAUUUAAUAUUUUCCUGGCCCAGUCCAAUUUGUUUAAGUAUGCAGAGUGGAAAUAAGGUUGUUGUUUAUGGAGGCAAAAAGUAAUGUAUUUUGAUCUCUUCUUCCAGAUGAGGCCCACAGUGACAAGGCAAAGGAGAGCAUACGUGGGAAGUGUAUGCAGUACCUAGACCGGGCCGAGAAACUCAAAGAUUUCUUGAAAAACAAAGAAAAAGCAGGGAAGAAGCCUGUCAAGGAAGCACAGAGUAAUGAUAAGUACGUUGACGUCACACAUCUGUUCACACAGACACUGGCCUACAUUAACACAAGCAUACCUAGGAAAUAACACUUUGCUAAACAGACAACAAACACUGUGUAUGCAUGCAUUGCAGACAAUAACAAGGGCCACAUAGUCACCGGCACCAAAUAGUUUGUUUCACAUGUACACAUUCCUUCUAGGAGUGACAGUGACAGUGAGGGUGAAAACCCAGAGAGAAAGAAACUGCAGGAGCAACUGAUGGGUGAGUGUGUCUCCUCUUUCACACACCAGCUGUCUAAACUGUGUGUCAUGUUCAUGAAGGAAAUUAACUUGGAUGCUAAACUGAUCCAUGUCCUGGUACAGGUGCCAUUGUAAUGGAAAAGCCCAAUGUCAGGUGGAACGAUGUAGCUGGACUGGAGGGAGCUAAGGAGGCCCUGAAGGAAGCUGUAAUCCUGCCAAUUAAAUUCCCUCACCUCUUCACAGGUUAGUCUGCCUUUUAUUUCUCACAUAUACAGUGCCUUCGGAAAGUAUUCAGACCCCUUGACUUUUUCCACAUUUUGUUACGUUACAGCCGCUUUCUAAAAUGGAUUGAAUAAAAAAAAAUCUCAGCAAUCUACACACAAUACCCCAUAAUGACAAAGCGAAAACAGUUUUUUUGAAAUGUUUGCAAAUGUAUUAAAAAUUAAAAACAGAAAUACCUUAUUUACAUAAGUAUUCAGAAUCUUUGCUCUGAGACUCGAAAUUGAGCUCAGGUGCAUCCUGUUUCCAUUGAUCAACCUUGAGAUGUUUCUACAACUUGAUUGGAGUCCACCUGUGGUAAAUACAAUUGAUUGGACAUGAUUUGGAAAGGCACACACCUGUCUAUAUAAGGUCCCACGGUUGACAGUGCAUGUCAGAGCAAAAACCAAGCCAUGAGGUCGAGGGAGACAGGAUUGUGUCGAGGCACAGAUCUGGGGAAGGGUACCAAAAAAUGUCUGCAGCAUUGAAGGUCCCCAAGGACACAGUGGCCUCCAUCAUUCUUAAAUGGAAGAAGUUGGGAACCACCAAGACUCGUCCUAGAGCUGGUCGCCCGGCCAAACUGGUCAAUCGGGUGAGAAUGGCCUUGGUCAGGUAGGUGACCAAGAACCCGAUUGUCACUCUGACAGAGCUCUAGAGUUCCUCUGUCAAGAUGGGAGAACCUUCUAGAAGGACAACUAUCUCUGCAGCACUCCACCAAUCAGGCCUUUAUGGUAGAGUGGCCAGACGGAAGCCACUCUUCAGUAAAAGGCACAUGACAGUCCGCUUGGCGUUUGCCAAAAGGCACCUAAAGACUCUCAGACCAUGAGAAACAAGAUUCUCUGGUCUGAUGAAACCAAGAUUGAUCUCUUUGGCCUGAAUGCCAAGCUUCACAUCUGGAGGAAACCUGGCACCAUCCCUACGGUGAAGCAUGGUGGUGGCAGCAUCAUGCUGUGGGGAUGUUUUUCAGCGGCAGGGAUUGGGAGACUAGUCAGGAUCGAGGGAAAGAUGAACGGAGCAAAGUACAGAGAGACCCUUGAUGAAAACCUGCUCCAGAGAGCUCAGGACCUCAGACUGGGGUGAAGGUUCACCGUCCAACAGGACAACGACCCUAAGCACACAGCAAAGACAACGCAGGAGUGGCUUCGGGACAAGUCUCUGAAUGUCACUGAGUGGCCCAGCCAGAGCCCGGACUUGAACCUGAUUGAACAUCUCUGGAGAGACCUGAAAAUAGCUGUGCAGCAACGCUCCCCAUCCAACCCGACAGAGCUUGAGAGGAUCUGCAGAGAUGAAUGGGAGAAACUCUCCAAAUACAGGUGUGCCAAACUUGUAGCGUCAUACCCAAGAAGGCUCGAUGCUGUAAUCGCUGCCAAAGGUGCUUCAAUAAAGUACUGAGUAAAGGGUCUGAAUACUUAUGUAAAUGUUAUAUUUCCGUUUUUUUAUGUUUAAUAAAUUAGCAAAAAUUUCAAACUGUUUUUGCUUUGUCAUUAUUGGGUAUUGUGUGUAGAUUGAGGGGGAAUUUUUUUUAAAUAAAUUUUUGAAUAAAGCUGUAACAAAAUGUGGAAAAAGUCAAGGGGUCUGAAUACUUUCUGAAGGCACUGUAUACUCUCUCGCUAUCUUCUGCAUGGACGUGUCGCCAUAAUGAUAUAAUACUGUAUGUGUUUUCUGUCUAUUUGUUCAUUAUGCUUCAAUGUGUCUCUGGUUGCAGGCAAACGCACUCCAUGGAGAGGGAUUCUUCUCUUUGGACCACCUGGGACAGGAAAGUCUUACCUGGCCAAAGCAGUAGCCACAGAAGCCAACAACUCCACCUUCUUCUCUGUGUCAUCAUCAGACCUCAUGUCCAAGUGGCUUGGAGAGAGUGAGAAGUGAGACAUAAUUUCUAAUUUGUAAUUCUACUGUUUGUGUAAAUCUCAAUUAUGCAUCCACACCUGAUUGGACAAAAAAAUUUUUGUCACUGAUACUUAUGUAUCCUGUUGAAUGUUUGUGCCUAUCUUUCUCUCUCCAUCCGUCAGACUGGUGAAGAACCUGUUUGAUCUUGCCCGCCAGCACAAGCCCUCCAUCAUCUUUAUUGACGAGGUGGACUCGCUCUGUGGCUCCAGGAAUGAGAAUGAGAGUGAGGCAGCCCGGCGGAUUAAGACCGAGUUCCUGGUACAGAUGCAAGGUGAGAAUUUAGUCUACAGUCUACACCCACUCCCCACUUUCUGCCAAGACACCUUUUACACUUCAGAUCAAACAAACACCCCAUCAAAGAGGACUUAACUUAAGUCUACUGCAUCAGUUGACUUGACCUUUCCGAUUCAAUGCGUAACAUGUUCUAUAUAAGCAACAGGCUUACAUAGUCUUCAUUCCUCCUCUCUGAUUGACAGGUGUGGGCAACAACAACGAUGGAAUCCUCACCCUUGGGGCCACUAACAUUCCCUGGGUUCUGGAUGCUGCCAUCCGGAGAAGGUCAGUAGUCAAUAAAGGGACAAGUUGGGAUGGGUCAUACAGUAUGUUUGUUGUUUUAACAGAUUCACAAAAGUAAUGAUAAAGACUGAAUAUUUGAUUAAACUGUCUGUACCUAUUAAUGUAGAUUCCAUUGAGUGGAAGACCAGCCCUGGAUUUUUCUUGAAUUGUUUGUACAACAGUAGAUAAACACCCAAAAUGGGAAAUGUUUUGUGUUGUAUUGUUCAAGCAAAAAUAAUUUCCUAAUGGAUACAAUAGUCAUCAUCAAGCAUUCUCAUCAGAAUUAUGUCACCUUCAGGUUUGAGAAGCGUAUCUACAUCCCUCUCCCAGAGGAGCCCGCCAGGUCCCAGAUGUUCCGGCUGCACCUGGGCAACACACCCCACAGCCUGAGUGACGCAGACCUGCGUCAGCUUGCCAAAAAGACAGAAGGCUACUCCGGGGCUGACAUCAGCGUCAUCGUACGAGAUGCCCUCAUGCAGCCUGUCAGGAAAGUGCAGUCAGCCACACACUUCAAAAAGGUAAUUUAUACCCAUGAUCAAUGUUCCCUCAACAAAAUGGCCGCACUGAGCAAAUUUCAGGUCUGCUGUGUGCAAACUUGAACUUUGUGAAAAUUCUGUGCAACUUCCAGCGCGCGUUUACUAUGAACAUUGAGGCUGUACCUGCUUUAAGUUACAGUUUUAAGAGUGGCGAAGUAGGCUACUGUGGCUAUUUGAUCAUAAUGUAGGCCUAGCAGAGUGGCCUACCAUCAAAAACAAUGGAGUAAAUUCGUCCCAUAAUAGCUGUUCUAUCAUCCAACCUACAGUAGCAGCCAAUGUGUGGUGUUCAAUGUAGGCCUACAUUCAUUGAGACUUUUGGAGAAAAAAAACAUGCAGGGUUUGACAUUAACCUGUUUAUCCACUUGUCCUUCAGACAAGGAGGUGACUGAAAAUGUUAUUGUUUGAUGCAAGCUACCACUUGACAAAAUAAAAUGCAUUAUUAUUCCCAUACCAUUAUUAUAGAGAAUCAGACAAAUUAUGCCACCCUCUUCCUAUUGGCUACUUUGCUUAUUCAAGCCUGACUCAAAAUACAGCACUGCCCCUUUAAGACAAAAAGAAAAGCUCUUUACCUGACUAGCUUUUCAAAGAUGUCUAGAAAUGUAUACGUUUGUGCUCUUGUAGGAAGCAAUCACUUGCCUAUUACUGACUACAAAUGAUCUAUAACUGGACUAAUAACUCACUAACUAGCAAAGGAUAUGAACAAAAUGUGCACACGUGGCUACAUGCAGCUCUCACUUUGAUCUCAAAACAAGCGCAUCUACUCACGACCACAACUGUAAACACAGUCCAGUUUAAAGUAAAACCACAUAUCCAUAUAUGACAAUGGUCUAUUUGCAUAUAGGCCUACUGCAACUCUGAUUGGCUACACAGUCUGUGUAGAGUAUGUGUCGUGCACAACAGAAUCCUACAACAAAAUCUCUUGCAUAGUUUGUUUCGGUAUGUUGCAUUGAAAGUGGCUAAUAUUGCGUUGAUUCGAUCACAAUUCCCACAGUAAAGGGAAACGUUGAUAGUGGUAACUAACAGGGAAAACUCUAGAAAGUUGAGUGAAGUUCAAUCUCAUGCUUCUCUCAAUGGGCUGAUAUUUCUUCUGCGCUCUGCGUGGCAGUCUUGGGCUACUGCGUAUCCGCGCGCAGCUUAGAGGGAACAUUGCCCAUGAUGUAGGAACUCUUUUGCAGUUGACUCUUGUACAACACACUAAAGGUGUAUCUCUUUCUCUACUACUGAGGAGAUUUAAGAUAGUUUGUUUGUUUGUUAUGGUACUCAAGGUGCGAGGGCCAUCCCGUGCCAACAGUCAAUUGAUGGUGGAUGACCUUCUGACCCCGUGUUCACCUGGGGACCCAGCUGCCAUAGAAUUAACCUGGAUGGAUGUGCCUAGCGACAAGCUGCUGGAGCCCAUCGUCUGCAUGGUGAGAAACACACAUCCACAACACUGACACUCACAAUGCUCACUCACACAUACACUACCGUUCAAAAGUUUGGGGUCACUUAGAAAUGUCCUUGUUUUCGAAAGAAAAGCAAAUAUUUUGUCCAUUAAAAUAACAUCAAAUUGAUCAGAAAUACAGUGUAGACAUUGUUAAUGUUGUAAAUGGCUAUUGUAGCUGGAAACGUCUGAUUAUUUUAUGGAAUAUCUACAUAGGCGUACAGAGGCCAAUUAUCAGCAACCAUCAGUCCUGUGUUCCAAUGGCACGUUGUGUUUGCUAAUCCAAGUUUAUCAUUUUAAAAGGCUAAUUGAUCAUUAGAAAACCCUUUUGCAAUUAUAUGUUAGCACAGCUGAAAACUGUUGUGCUGAUUAAAGAAGCAAUAAAACUGGCCUUCUUGAGACUAGUUGAGUAUCUGGAGCAUCAGAAAUUGUGGGUUCGAUUACAGGAUCAAAAUGGCCAGAAACAAAUAACUUUCUUCUGAAACUCGUCAGUCUAUUCUUGUUCUGAGAAAUUAAGGCUAUUCCAUGCAAGAAAUUGCCAAGAAACUGAAGAUCUCGUACAACGCUGUGUACUACUCCCUUCACAGAACAGCGCAAACUGGCUCAAACCAGAAUAGAAAGAGGAGUAGGGAGGCCCCGGUGCACAACUGAGCAAGAGGACAAAUACAUUAGUGUCUAGUUUGAGAACCGGACGCCUCACAGGUCCUCAACUAGCAGCUUCAUUAAAUAGUACCCGCAAAACACCAGUCUCAACGUCAACAGUGAAGAGGCGACUCUGGGAUGCUGACCUAGGCAGAGUUGCAAAGAAAAAGUCCAGUGUCUGUGUUCUUUUGCCCAUCUUAAUCUUUUCUUUUUAUUGGCCAGUCUGAGAUAUGCCUUUUUCUUUGCAACUCUGCCUAGGUCAGCAUCCCGGAGUCGCCUCUUCACUGUUGACGUUGAGACUGGUGUUUUGCGGGUACUAUUUAAUGAAGCUGCUAGUUCUGUGAAGGGAGUAGUACACAGCGUUGUACGAGAUCUUCAGUUUCUUGGCAAUUUCUCGCAUGGAGAAUAGCCUUAAUUUCUCAGAACAAGAAUAGACUGACGAGUUUCAGAAGAAAGUUCUUUGUUUCUGGCCAUUUUGAUCCUAUAAUCGAACCCAUAAUUUCUGAUGCUCCAGAUACUCAACUAGUCUCAAGAAGGCCAGUUUUAUUGCUUCAUUAAUCAGCACAACAGUUUUCAGCUGUGAAUUGCAAAAGGGUUUUCUAAUGAUCAAUUAGCCUUUUAAAAUGAUAAACUUGGAUUAGCAAACACAACGUGCCAUUGGAACACAGGACUGAUGGUUGCUGAUAAUUGGCCUCUGUACGCCUAUGUAGAUAUUCCAUUAAAAUCAGCCGUUUCCAGCUACAAUAGCCAUUUACAACAUUAACAAUGUCUACACUGUAUUUCUGAUCAAUUUGAUAUUUUAAUGGACAAAAAAAUUGCUUUUCUUUCGAAAACAAGGACAUUUCUAAGUGACCCCAAACUUUUGAACGGUAGUGUACAUGCUGUUUUUCAACAUACACAUUCAGGCAUUACACACUCAUAUUUGUACAAAUACUGAACAGUGCUAAUGGUUUGUCCUCUGCCCUCCAGUCUGACAUGCUGCGGUCCCUGUCCACCACGCGUCCCACAGUCAACACUGAGGACUUGUUCAAGGUCAGGAAGUUCACAGAGGACUUUGGACAGGAGGGCUGA
Coregonus sp. 'balchen' is the source of this 7714-nucleotide messenger RNA. The record is from the annotation of a GenBank genome assembly. Lineage: Eukaryota; Metazoa; Chordata; Actinopteri; Salmoniformes; Salmonidae.